AUGGAUCUUAAUCUAAGACUCCCAUUGGCAAUGCUUGUUCUUGUAGGCCUUCUAGUAUACACCACGCCAACCCAUGCGAAUUCUGAAAUUUCUAUCCGACGGACAUAUAUUGUGCGUGUGCGCCCUCCACCAAACUUUUCCCCUGAUAUGAGCUCUUCAAACCUUGAGACAUGGUAUAGAUCAUUCCUCCCACCAUCAUCGAUGAGUGCAUCUAGGCCUCAUACACCAUUCAUCUAUACCUAUAGAGAAGCCAUUCUCGGCUUUGCUGUGAACCUCACGAAAGUUGAGGGUCUAAGGUCCAAUGGAGGAGCUUGGAAUAGCAUAGGAAUGGGUGAGGGAAGCAUCAUAGGUUUACUAGAUACAGGGAUAGACAUGUCACACCCCUCGUUUCAUGAUGAUGGAAUGAAGCCACCGCCAGCAAAGUGGCGCGGGUCUUGUGACUUUGGAGAUGCCAAAUGCAACAAAAAGUUGAUUGGCGGCCGAUCAUUUUCUAGAGGUCAUGUGCCUCCCGUGGAUAAUGUUGGCCAUGGUACACACACUGCAAGCACAGCUGCCGGACAAUUCGUAGAAGGUGCAAGUGUGCUUGGCAAUGGAAAUGGUACCGCGGCUGGCAUGGCCCCACAUGCACACCUUGCUAUGUAUCGAGUGUGCAGCGAAUUCGGAUGUUGGAACUCAGAUAUAGUGGCUGGACUAGAUGCAGCAAUUUCUGAUGGUGUUGACAUAUUGUCUAUAUCACUUGGUGGUCGGUCACGACCAUUCCAUCGAGAACUAAUGGCAACUGGCACAUUUUCUGCCAUGCGGAAAGGGAUAUUUGUCAGUUGUUCUGCUGGAAAUUCAGGUCCAUCAUCUGGCACUCUAAGCAACGAGGAGCCUUGGGUCCUAACGGUUGGUGCGAGUACAAUGGACCGACAGAUGAAAGCUAUUGUCAAGCUAGGUGAUGGCCGCUCAUUCGUUGGUGAGUCAGCCUACCAACCCUCUAACCUUGUUUCUUUGCCACUAGCGUAUACGCUAGAUUCUGGGAAUGUUAAAGGGAAGGUUGUUGCUUGUGAUCUUGAUGGUUCUGGUAGCUCUGGCAUCCGAAUUGGAAAAACUGUCCAGGAAGCCGGCGGUGCUGGGAUGAUAGUAUUUGGAAAACAAGUGAGUGGGCAUAAUACUUUUGCUGAACCACAUGUCCUCCCAGCAUCUUAUGUGAAUCCCAUAGAUGCUGCUGUCAUUAGAGAGUAUGCUAAGAACUCUAGCAGCAAGCCAACAGCCUCAAUUGUCUACGAGGGAACAUCAUUGGGAACGACUCCAGCUCCUGUAGUUGCUUUCUUCUCUUCUCGUGGUCCAAGCACAGCAAGCCCUGGUGUUCUUAAGCCUGACAUCAUUGGACCAGGAGUGAAUGUCAUUGCAGCUUGGCCAUUCAAAGUUGGACCACCAACAACAAGUGCAAACUCUAUGAAGUUCAAUUCCAUUUCUGGAACAUCAAUGUCUGCACCUCACCUCAGUGGAAUCGCAGCUAUUAUCAAGAGUGUUCAUCCAGAUUGGUCACCUGCAGCAAUCAAAUCAGCAAUCAUGACAACAGCCUACACAGUAGAUGGUCUUAUCUAUGACACCGACGAGGAGCAAUAUGUUCUGUACCUAUGCGGGCUUGGCUACACAGAUUCUGAAGUUGAGACAGUCACACAUCAGAAGGAUGCCUGCAGGAAAGGAAGAAAAAUCACCGAAGCUGAGCUGAACUAUCCUUCGAUUGCGGUGAAUGCGAAACUUGGCAAACUUGUGGUGAAUAGGACGGUCACCAAUGUCGGCGAGGCAAGUUCGACCUACACUGUGGACAUUGCUAUGCCGAAGGGAGUAACAGCAUCGAUUUCACCAAAUAAGCUAGAAUUUACCAAGGCGAAAGAGGUGAAAACAUUUGUUGUGAGUUUAAGUUGGGAUGCCAAUGAAAUUAAGCAUGCAGAGGGAAGCUUCACAUGGCUGUUUGGGAAGCAAGCUGUGAGGAGCCCCAUUGUAAUAUUCUAA
Molecule: messenger RNA, 2001 nt
Organism: Miscanthus lutarioriparius
Lineage: Eukaryota; Viridiplantae; Streptophyta; Magnoliopsida; Poales; Poaceae
Source: the annotation of a GenBank genome assembly